AUGACCCUUCCCAUAAGCAAGAGUCGCGCUCCUUGGCGCAAUAUGCUCGAGUCGCAUCUCGAGAAAACCAAGGGCUACGACUUCACCAUCGCAACCGUCGGUUAUGAUUCUCAGGAGCGCCCGGUCCCUCGCGUCCGAACGUGCGGCUUCCGCGGCUUCUUCCCGGAGCUAGAGCUCCAUCCGAGCGGGCAGAAGGAUAUGGAUCAGCAGGUAGAGGAUGGUGGAAAUCCGUAUGUUUUCGAGAGUGACAUGUUGACAUUCACCACGGAUGUCCGGAUGGAAAAGCUGGAGCAGCUGGAAUCGACGGGUAAUAAUAUCGAGGCCAUGUUCUGGCUGAAGGAGGUGAUGGUGCAGUGGAGGAUCAAGGGCAGAGCCUACUCCAUUGGUAAUCCCAAUCCCGGUUCAGAGAAGGAGUAUGGACUGCUACCUGAGUUAUUCGAGGCUCUCCGGGUCAAAGAAGAUUACCAUGGGAAUCUCAGUGUGGACGCCCGUAAGUGGACGUGGGAGAAGGCUGUAACCAAGUAUUUUGCAAAUCACUCGCCUGUCAUGCGCGGCUCCUUCAGAAAUCCACCUCCUGGUCAGCCUAGGUCCCAACUGCCUAGCAAUCCAGACUUGAGGCUGGGCCAGAAGGUUACCGAUCUCCACGACCCGGUGGCUCGUGAAAACUUCCGGGUUGUACUUAUUCUGCCCGAGGAAGUGGAACAACUGGAUCUCUCAGAUUUAGAUGAUGUUCGUAGGCGGAAGUGGACGCUGGUCAUGGGUGAGGAUGAUGAAGACGGGCCUCAUGGACAGUGGGAAGAAGCCGAAUUCUGGCCAUGAUCAUCGUUUUCCACCUGCUGCCACCUAAAACAAUGAUAUUGAAGUCCAUUUUCAGUAAAACAGGCUCGCUGCCUUCCAAGUUUGCUCUUCCUGUUGCUGCCUUGAGACCGGG
This is a messenger RNA of Penicillium subrubescens, 931 nucleotides long. RefSeq lists its product as uncharacterized. NCBI's taxonomy places the organism in Eukaryota, Fungi, Ascomycota, Eurotiomycetes, Eurotiales, Aspergillaceae. Gene Ontology annotation, molecular function: FMN binding. The transcript has 2 exons. The record is from RefSeq and is a predicted model, not a curated record. The coding region runs from base 1 to 819 and encodes 272 amino acids.